GGCUCUUCUUUAGACUUUAGUUUUUAGUAGGCAUUGGGACUUUAUAAAUCUAUCUUCUGCUAUAACGAAUUCCCUCAUUAAUUUAUUCAUUAUUCAUCCACUUGUGUGGAGUCGUAUAGUUUAUGAUGAACUCUGAAAACGAGGUAUUGAUCAUCGAUCACUUCGAGCUCAAGUUUCCAUUCGAGCUUAGGAAACCAAUCUCGUGCUCCUUUGAGCUGCUCAACAGAACGGACAAUCACGCCGCAUUCAAGGUUAAGACGACGAAUCCGAGGAAGUAUACAGUUCGGCCCAACAAUGGCAUCGUCCUUCCUAGAUCGAGGUGUAAUGUUACAGUUACAAUGCAAGCUCAAAGUGAGACACCUAUGGAUAUGCAGUGCAAGGACAAGUUUCUUGUACAGUGUGUGUUUACUCACCCGGGUGCUACAACUAAAGAUAUCUCCCAAGAAAUGUUUCAUAAGGAGAAGGGAAAGUACGUCCAAGAAAGCAAAUUGACAGUUGUUUAUGUUUCUCCCCCAAGGCCACCAUCUCCGGUCCCGGAAGAGCCUGAAGAAUUAAAUUCACCCAUCACUUCUGAACCUGAAAAGUUGUCUCAUAAUGAAAACACUGCACCUAGGGUUCAAAUUUUGAAGUUAAUUGAGGAGCGAGAUGCCAUUAUUCAACAAAAUGGCAAACUUCGUCGAGAGUUGGAGUUCUUGAGGCGAAGAGGUCCAGAAAAGCGCGCCAAAUUUCCCACUCUCUAUUACAUGCUUAUAGGUUUGAUUGGCAUUUUAAUGGGAUAUAUCCUGGGAAGGUUAUGAUCAAGGAGUGAAAAAGAGAUGACCCUUCCCCUUAGAAGACCUUAGCUCUACUCAUCUGCAAAGAUCAAUUUUGUUUUAACAUGAUGUUUUUCAAACAUUAUCUAGUCUAGUACUAGAGUAAUUGAAUUGGGUAGACAUUAUUUAAACUUUAGUCUAAAAUUUUUGCUACUGUAUUGUUACCUGGCAUAUAGCUUGUGCAUGCGUGGUUUUUGUGCUUUGAGUUUACUUGCUAGUGACAAUAUGU
Messenger RNA from Cuscuta campestris, 1041 nucleotides. Lineage: Eukaryota; Viridiplantae; Streptophyta; Magnoliopsida; Solanales; Convolvulaceae. The record is from the annotation of a GenBank genome assembly.